Messenger RNA from Caenorhabditis angaria, 2730 nucleotides. Lineage: Eukaryota; Metazoa; Nematoda; Chromadorea; Rhabditida; Rhabditidae. The record is from the annotation of a GenBank genome assembly.
AUGCUGAAACUUCUAAUUCUUCUAAUAGCCGUUCACUUGGCAUCUGCUGAUUUAUUCACAUCAAUCGCUGAAAUGCAAAGUUUAUUGGAGACUGAGAAAAAUAUUCCAAAAGUUUUGCAAAAUUAUAUUGAACAGGAGGAAAAACGGCUGGUUGAGUUGAAAAAAUUGAAAGAUGAAUAUAUUGUGAAAAAUGAAAAAUCGAUUGAUAAUGGUUUGAAAGAUAUUACAAAUCCAAUCAACGCAUUUCUAUUAAUCAAGAGAAAAAUAUUUGAUUGGAAAGCAUUGGAAAACAAAAUGAAUGCAAACAAAGCUGAUAGCUUCAUUCAAACCGUCUCCGAUUCCUCCUAUGGUGUUCGUUAUCCAACAGAAGAUGAUCUAAAUGGAGCUGCGAUUGCUUUGCUCAGACUUCAAGACACUUAUCGACUUGACACUAAAGAUCUAGCUGAUGGAAAGAUUUAUAAAGAACAAGGAAACUACACGUUCUCAGCUAGAGAUUGUUUCGAAAUUGCGAGAAGUGCUUAUAAUGAGCAAGAUUAUUUCCAUACUGUUAUGUGGAUGGAAGAGGCGCAAAGAAGAUUGGGUGAUGAGGGAGAUGAACCAACUGCUGAUUUGGAAGAUAUUUUGGAAUAUUUGGCGUUUGCUUUGUAUAAACAAGGAAAUUUGAAGAAUGCUUUGCAAUUGACUGAACAACUUUAUAAAUUGAGUGAGUACAGGGGGAGGGGGUUUCUGCGUCUCUGACUUUCUAACUGUCUGAUUUCUCUCUGUCUUUUAAUUCUACACGAUGUGUAAUCGAGCAAAGAAAGUGUUGUGUUUCUCUGGGUCUCUAACUCUUUUAGGAUCUCUAAUUGUUUGGCUUCUCUGCGCCUCUAACUUUAUAAGGAUCUCUAAUUCUCUGACUUUCUAAAUGUCUGACUUCUCUGUCUCUCCUAUUUCUAAAUUAUCUUUAAGCGAGUGUAUACCGCAAUCGAGAUUCUCUGCGUCUCUAACUCAAUUAGGCUUUCUAAUUAUUUGGCUUCUCUGCGUCUCUGACUUUCUAACUGUCUGACUUCUCUAUAUCUCCUAAUUCUACAUUAUCUAUAGGCGAAUGUAAAUCGCAAGCGAGUUUCUCUGCGUCUCGUCUGAUUCUCUGACUUCUCUGCGUCUCUAGCUUUCUGGUGGUCUAGGUUCUAUGUAUAUCAAUAGGGUAUUUGGGAAAAAAGGUCCCCAUCUAGAUUUUUGUGCCACGUGUCAACCUAAUAUUAUAAUUUCCCAAGUCGCACGACCCUCAGAAAUGAUUUUCUCAGAAUUUAUUACCCCUUAAAAUUUUCCAGAUCCAACUCAUCCACGUGCCAAAGGAAACGUAAAAUGGUAUGAAGAUUUAUUGGAACAAGAAGGUGUCCGAAAAUCCGAAAUGCGUCGAAAUGUUCCAAAAAUCGCAAAUCGUCGACCAGACAGUGUUCUCGGAAAUCAAGAAAGAACCAUGUAUGAAGCAUUAUGUCGUGAUGAAGUUCCAGUCAGCCAAAAAGACAUCUCAAAACUCUAUUGUUAUUAUAAACGUGAUCGACCAUUCCUAGUUUAUGCUCCAAUCAAAGUUGAGAUCAAAAGAUUCAAUCCAUUAGCAGUGUUAUUUAAAGAAGUCAUAAGUGACGAUGAAAUUGCACAAAUUCAAGAAUUAGCAAAGCCAAAGUUGGCAAGAGCAACAGUUCAUGAUUCAGUGACUGGAAAACUAGUUACCGCAACUUAUAGAAUUAGUAAAAGUGCUUGGCUUAAAGAAUGGGAACAUGAAGUUGUUGCGAGAGUUAACAAGAGAAUUGAUUUGAUGACUAAUUUGGAGAUGGAAACUGCGGAAGAAUUACAAAUCGCUAAUUAUGGAAUUGGUGGACAUUAUGAUCCACAUUUUGAUCAUGCGAAGAAAGAGGAAUCGGAAUCAUUUAAAUCACUUGGAACUGGUAAUCGUAUUGCUACAGUGUUAUUCUAUGUAAGUUUUUUCGGAAAAAAUUUGUGCAUUAGAGCGCAUUUUCUUGUUUUGUGUGGUGCUAUGUUUUUGAGGGGUGAAAACUCGAUUUAGAAUUUUUUAGAAUCUUCUUGGGGACCUGAUUCCUAAAAAUUUAGAAAAAAUCUUUAAUUUUCCCAUAAUUUCAGAUGUCUCAACCACAACACGGAGGAGGUACUGUAUUCACCGAAGCGAAAUCCACAAUUUUGCCAACAAAGGUUAGAUUUUAAAAGAUUUUCAAAAUUUCAAAAAAAAAAGUUUUUCCUGAUUUCAGAAAAUCAAAAAUUCAAUUCUCAAAAACAAACAUUUUAAGAACAUUUUUUUUGAAAAAUAGAUUUGGGCCCAAUUCCUUUGAUUUUUUUUGUAAUUCUGAAAACAACUUCAGGCAUUAUUUUAUAAUUUCAGUUUUUUCAGAAACUUCGAAAAAUCACAAAAUUUCGAAAAAAAUUUCAAGUUUUCCAAAAUAAAAACCCAAAAAACCCACUUUUUUCCAGAACGACGCACUUUUCUGGUACAAUCUUUUCCGUCAAGGAGACGGUAAUCCAGAUACUCGCCACGCGGCUUGUCCAGUUUUAGUUGGUAUCAAAUGGGUUUCCAACAAAUGGAUUCAUGAGAAAGGAAAUGAAUUCCGUAGACCAUGUGGCUUGAAAUCAACCGAUUAUGAGCGAUUUGUUGGUGAUUUGGGAGUUGGCCCAGAGCCAAGAGAUACACCAAAUCUCUCAAGUGAUUUAUCGAAAAAUGUUUGGGAAACUAUCUAG